UAUUGUUGGUUGUUUCUCUCAUUCGUGUAGUGUGCGUUUUUCACAACAACAACAUCAUGGACUCCACGCACAGAAGAACUAACUCCCCGUUUCUCUCUCUCCAUCUCUCUCUCUCUCUACACUCAUUCACCACCUGUCCAUUCACAUUCAUCCCCUCUCCCUCUUCUUUUCACCCUUCCAUAUUUCUCUUCUUCUUCUUCUUCUUCCCAUUUUCUGUUAUUACGCUUUUUCAACAACCCCUCAUUUCUCUCCACCAUCUUCUUCUGUAUGUCUCUCAAGAUCUGUCUAGGAGUGGAGUUUGAUAUGAUCAUUGGUAUCAAGUAAGAGACUUCAUUCUUUACACUAAGGGGGAUUUUGCAAAUGCUAAAUUUUGCUAGGUCCAGAACUCCGGCAAGGGCAACUACCAGACCUACAACAAUGGGAAGUAUGGAUUAUGCAGAACCAAAAAGGAAGGGAAAUUUUGUUGGAAAAGUUUUUAUUGCUGCUGUGUUAACAACAAUAUGUAUUAUCAUGAUCAAGCGAUCUCCAAAUUUGAAUUCCCCUAGUCCGUUUGCCGUCCACGAAACUGGGGUCACACAUGUUUUAGUAACAGGGGGAGCAGGCUAUAUUGGCUCACAUGCUGCUUUUCGACUUCUGAAGGAUAGCUAUCGUGUCACCAUAGUAGACAAUCUGUCACGAGGAAAUUUGGGUGCCGUCAAGGUUCUUCAAGAGUUAUUUCCUGAACCCGGAAGGCUUCAAUUUAUAUACGCUGACUUGGGAGAUUCAAAUUCGGUUAAUAAAAUAUUUUUGGAGAACAAAUUUGAUGCCGUGAUGCACUUUGCUGCUGUUGCAUAUGUAGGAGAAAGCACCGUAGAUCCUCUUAAGUAUUAUCACAAUAUAACUUCAAAUACGUUGUUGGUAUUGGAGUCUAUGGCUAAAUAUGAUGUGAAGACAUUGAUAUAUUCUAGUACAUGUGCAACAUAUGGAGAACCUGAAAAGAUGCCCAUUACAGAAGUAACACCGCAGGCUCCAAUUAAUCCAUAUGGUAAAGCCAAGAAGAUGGCAGAGGAUAUCAUCCUUGAUUUUUCUAAAAAUUCAGACAUGGCAGUAAUGAUUCUCAGAUACUUCAACGUGAUUGGAUCAGACCCUGAAGGAAGAUUGGGUGAGGCUCCAAGACCUGAAUUGCGGGAGCAAGGUCGAAUAUCCGGUGCCUGCUUUGACGCAGCUCGUGGUAUUAUUCCUGGCUUAAAGGUUAGAGGAACAGACUAUAAGACAAGUGAUGGAACUUGCAUACGAGAUUAUAUCGAUGUAACAGACCUGGUUGAUGCUCAUGUCAAAGCUCUUGAAAAGGCACAGCCUGCUAAAGUUGGGAUCUACAAUGUUGGCACAGGAAAAGGUAGUUCAGUGAAGGAAUUUGUCGAAGCUUGCAAAAAGGCUACAGGUGUGAAUAUUAAAGUAGAAUUCCUUCCUCGUCGUCCCGGUGAUUAUGCUGAGGUGUACAGUGACCCAACAAAGAUCAACCGUGAACUGAAAUGGACUGCGCAACGCACUGAUCUUGAAGAGAGUUUACGGACUGCAUGGAGAUGGCAGAAAUCUCAUCGCGAUGGAUAUGGGAUUCCAAAUACAUAUUGAAUUAUUCAGAAUUUUAACAUUGCAGAAGAUUAGAAGCAUCCCUAGCAGCAACAUAGCUGCACUUUUAUUUACCAUAUUAGAUAUUAGAAGAGGAGGUGAUAUUUUUUGGUUCUUCUUUCACUCCAUAGUGAUUGGUAUUCAGUUAUUUGUUUCUUAUAGGGAGUUACUAGUCCAUUCAUUAUAUGUAUUAUUGACUACAUAAAUAUGAUUCAAUAAUAUAAUGCCAGGUUCUGGUAUAGUUUUUCAUA
Messenger RNA from Trifolium pratense (red clover), 1859 nucleotides. Its product is annotated as UDP-arabinose 4-epimerase 1-like. Lineage: Eukaryota; Viridiplantae; Streptophyta; Magnoliopsida; Fabales; Fabaceae. The record is from RefSeq and is a predicted model, not a curated record. Gene Ontology annotation, molecular function: UDP-glucose 4-epimerase activity. Gene Ontology annotation, cellular component: cytosol. Gene Ontology annotation, biological process: beta-D-galactose catabolic process via UDP-galactose, Leloir pathway. The transcript is spliced from 11 exons. The coding region runs from base 361 to 1611 and encodes 416 amino acids.